AUGGACCCGACCGACACAGCCCCGGAUUCGUGGGAGCUGGAGGAGGAUGCCGAGGCCCCGGCCACCGCGGCGGGGCUUCAAAACGCCUUCGCCGCCCUUAACGUGAACGCCAAGCCGUUUGUCCCCAACGUUAACGCCCCGGUGUUUGUACCGAGCUUCCUCCAGGCAGACACCGACGAGAUACCGGCCUCAGACGGUGCCCCUGGUGCAGUAGCAAGCAUGGAGGUGGCAGAAACAGCCGCUCCGGUGGAGAAUGGAGGCACAGAGGCAGACAUGACCACAGAGGAGGAGACGUGGGAGCAGAAGGAGGAGCCGGGGGGAGGCGGAGGAGGCGGAGGCGAGGAGGACCUGGAGUCGGGAGGAGCCUGUGAGGAGGGCGGCGCUGGAAAGAAAGAAGAUGAGGAGAUGAUGGAGGAGGAAGAGGAGGAGAUGCCGACCCCCAAAGUGGCUCCAGCCCCACCAGAUGCCCCCAAGAAAGAGCAUGUGAACGUGGUCUUCAUCGGCCAUGUCGAUGCUGGUAAAUCAACUAUUGGAGGGCAGAUCAUGUAUCUAACUGGAAUGGUGGAGAAGAGAACUCUGGAAAAGUACGAACGAGAAGCGAAAGAAAAGAACAGAGAGACAUGGUACCUGUCGUGGGCUCUGGAUACAAACCAGGAGGAGAGGGACAAGGGGAAGACUGUGGAGGUCGGCAGAGCUUACUUUGAGACUGAGAAGAAACACUUCACCAUCCUGGAUGCUCCCGGCCACAAGAGCUUUGUCCCAAACAUGAUUGGAGGGGCGUCACAAGCCGACCUGGCCGUGCUGGUGAUUUCAGCAAGAAAGGGCGAGUUUGAGACCGGCUUUGAGAAAGGUGGACAGACACGGGAGCACGCCAUGCUGGCUAAAACUGCCGGGGUGAAGCAUCUCAUUGUCCUCGUCAACAAGAUGGAUGACCCCACUGUGAACUGGAGCCUAGAGAGGUAUGAGGAGUGUAAGGAGAAGCUGGUGCCGUUUCUUAAGAAGGUGGGCUUCAACCCCAAGAAGGACAUCCACUUUAUGCCUUGCUCUGGACUCACAGGUGCCAACCUCAAGGACCCAGUAUCUUCUGAAUGCCCCUGGUACACGGGUUUGCCAUUUAUUCCUCACCUGGACAGUUUGCCAAACUUCACCAGAUCCAACGACGGACCAGUCAGACUACCUAUUGUUGACAAGUACAAGGACAUGGGGACAGUUAUCCUGGGGAAGCUGGAGUCUGGAUGUAUCAGUAAAGCCCAGCAGCUGGUCAUGAUGCCAAACAGGCACACAGUGGAGGUAUUGAGCCUGCUCAGCGACGAUGUGGAGACAGACGAUGCAAGUCCUGGGGAGAAUCUGAAGUUGAGACUGAAGGGCAUCGAGGAGGAAGAAAUCCUCCCUGGCUUUAUCCUCUGUAGCCCCGACAACCUCUGCCACUCCGGUCGCACCUUUGAUGCACAGAUCGUCAUCAUUGAGCACAAAUCAAUCAUUUGUCCUGGAUACAAUGCAGUUCUUCAUAUCCACACCUGCAUCGAAGAAGUGCAGAUCACGGCCUUAAUCUGUCUGGUGGACAAGAAGACGGGGGACAAAAGCAAAACACGACCACGCUUUGUCAAGCAGGAUCAGGUGUGUAUCGCCAGGCUCCGGGCAGCAGGAGUCAUCUGCUUAGAGACCUUCAAGGACUUCCCUCAGAUGGGACGAUUCACGCUGAGGGACGAAGGUAAAACCAUCGCCAUUGGCAAAGUGCUGAAGCUGGUGCCAGAAAAGGACUAAAUGCAACCGUGGCAGCAUGCAUGGAGUUCUUCCAGUCAUUACCAGAGGAGAAACGCUGCUAGAGCCGACCCCAACAGCUACUCUCUCUUUACACACAACUAUGCUGAGGAGAAGAUCAAUAAAGAGGAGAAUCAAAUUGCAUCAGAUGAAGGAAUCAAGACUGAAUCAGUUUUUUUGAUGAACAAUAUGUAAUGAGAGACCAAGUCCAGUGUGUCAGCUUUCUCAUAUUGAGAGCUCAGCUAUGCCACUAAUGUAGCUACAAGUCCCCCCUUCUGUACUCCCAUGGCUAACCGCACUGUCGGACGGCCAAGCCAUUUGUUUUUAGAAUGGAGCUGGAUGCAGUGUCGUGAGUUUGGGGAAGAAAUACAGAAAUAUCCUGCUAAAGACCAGUGUAAGCCUGUAAUUUUGAUUUGCAAAGUUCAUCUCCCUGUCUAAGAGUGGGAUUAAGACUCCAGAGGACAUUUUAUUUGGUUUUUAAGGGUUGCUGCACCAAAUUAUUUUAGUUUGGUCUCUCUCCACGGGAGAUGGUUGACUUGGAUUGAGCUGACAUACUUCUCUGAUUAACCAUGGAUAAAAACACACACACACACACGGACAGCUGUUACAGAUGUAAUUGACAAUAAAUGAUCAAGCUGCAAAAGAAA
This is a messenger RNA of Labrus bergylta (ballan wrasse), 2408 nucleotides long. It is a transcript of the gene gspt1, whose product is annotated as G1 to S phase transition 1. Lineage: Eukaryota; Metazoa; Chordata; Actinopteri; Labriformes; Labridae. The record is from RefSeq and is a predicted model, not a curated record. Gene Ontology annotation, molecular function: translation release factor activity; GTPase activity; GTP binding. Gene Ontology annotation, cellular component: translation release factor complex. Gene Ontology annotation, biological process: translation.